This is a messenger RNA of Trypanosoma grayi, 864 nucleotides long. RefSeq lists its product as hypothetical. NCBI's taxonomy places the organism in Eukaryota, Euglenozoa, Kinetoplastea, Trypanosomatida, Trypanosomatidae. The record is from RefSeq and is a predicted model, not a curated record. Bases 1 to 864 code for a protein of 287 amino acids. The transcript has a single exon.
AUGCAGCAGCAGCGUCCUCCGCGAGCGCCGUGGGGCCAAGUCAACUCCAGUAGUGCACGCCAACAACAGCAGCAGUCGUCUGCACUGUUGGUCAGACCCGCUAAUGUCCCGCGACCUGCCUUCACGGCGACAAAAGCAACGCCCCGCCGCACCGAUUCUGUGGAGAUGAAAGGCAAGAGGAGUGCAUUUGAAGUGGCAUACGAGGAGUCCCUAGCGCAGCUCGCGCUGCUGCAGCAGAAACUGGAACAACAGGCCGCGGCCUCACUCCAGCUGGAGCGCAACACGCUGGAGUACUACUACACGAAUGCCAUAUGCUUUGAGAGCUACGAUGGCGAACGAGUACCACAGCAGAACAGUGGCUGGCAUCACUACUACUUCACUAGUGUCAUAAGCCACGCCAGGCGCGAGCGGCGAGAGAGACGCAUGCGCGAGGAGCUGCAGAUACAGGAUGAACGGCGUCGAGUGCAAGUGCUUGAAGACGAUGUGCGCGAGCGCAUUCUCAAGGGGGCGCUGGAGGAGCAGCGAGGCGGUGUGGCCGAGGUCGAGGCGGACAACAACACGUUGCAGCAGCAUCUCGCACAGAGGGUGGCGGAGGGGCAGCGCUGCCGCGAGUGCCUGCAGCAAGAGCAGGAGAGGCAGACGGCGCUGCAGCAGCAGCGAAUGGACUGCGAGGCGAGGAUCCGGAAGCUGGAGGCGGGAAAGCGGGAGCAGAUGGAGAACGCGGACGCCACGCGCCUGCAGGUGUGCGAGCAGCGCGCAGAGCUCGCGGUGGCGCAGGCGGAACUGCAACGGCGCGAGAAGGUCGUCAGUGACCUGCGUGAGGCGAUUGGGCGACUCACACGGAAGCGAAGGCAGCGCGGGUGA